Molecule: messenger RNA, 3748 nt
Organism: Schistocerca gregaria
Lineage: Eukaryota; Metazoa; Arthropoda; Insecta; Orthoptera; Acrididae
Exons: 2
Coding region: 40-534 (164 amino acids)
Source: RefSeq, a predicted model, not a curated record
CUGCUGCUGUAUGCAGAACUGCACCACGCGCGCUCCAUCAUGGCCCUGUGUCGGCUGAAGCUGGAACAGUACCACUCCGACAUCAAGAAGGCUAUCCUACCCACCGAGCACCCUGAUGUCGCCGAAGCACUCAAUGGCAUACUCGAGCUGUGCGCACUGCUGACCUCCAGACAGGGUGCGGCACCCGCGGAAGUGGAGCCAGCGCUGGAAGCGGGGGAGCUGCACGCCCACGCACAGGCACAGCCCGCGGGCACGGAGCCUCCGCGCGGCUCAUCGGUGCUACCCCAGCCGACCGGGGGAUACAGGAGGAGCGCCGCGCCGCCCGCCCAGCUGCCACUCGGGGCACCGGCCGUUGCCGGCAGUGGCGCCCCACCCGCCGGUGCGCGGGGAGCCCAGCCACAGCCUCGCGACGUCCAGAUGAAAGUUUUCCGUGAGCACGAGGGCUCGACCAGCUCCGUGGAGGGCGCGCCGGUCGAAAACCCUUUGGCGGCGGCUGUGGCGGCAGCGUGUGUCGGCCCGGAGGAGCAGCCUUGAGAAGCUGCAGAUAAAAUGUAAUGGCCUGUGGCAGUCCUACUGGGCUGCAGUCACUGUACAACCAGAGAGAAGUCUUGUGACUUGUCUGUUAGAAUACUAGACUAUUGUGUAGCAUCAUUCCAGUACUCUUUUUUAAUCCUUUUUCUCAUUUUCAUUCUUUCUCUUGGUUCUUGCAGCUGGAAAGCGUGAGCAGAGGUGGGAUGUAUUGAAACUUCUUUUUGUCCUCUCAUCCACCUCUGUGAUUUAACUCUCAUCUAUUUUACUGCCAAAGUUAUCAUUAUGCCUCUUCUUGUUAACUUGUUAUUGCUCUUUCUUCCAUUUCUUCUUCUUUUCUUUUUUUCCUUCUUGCAGUUCUCUCUUCUUCUUUGUCUUCUUCUUCCCUCCUACCUCCUGCAACAUUUUGUAUAACGCAGUCACAUUAUCCGUACUUUCAAAUACUGUGCCCCAAUCUCCUUUUACUUCUGAUGUGCCAAAGACAGCCUGCUGUGAGAAUGAACACAAAAGCAAAGCAGUAUACUGUGUGUGAAAGUAAAGAUGCAAAAUUUGAGGGAAAGAAUGUGAAACAAAAUUUAAACUGACAUCGCAAAACAAAAUUAAGUAAUUGAAAUUUGAGAGGAAGCAAGAGGAAGACAAAGUGUGCAUAGAAAGUUCAUCUCUAAACUUGAGUAUUCAUUACCUUCUUGCCUAACAGACAUGGAUUCAGUGUUAUCUACACAUCCCUUGUUUCUUGCCUGCUUGCAUUCUUGAAGGAAAUCGCUUCUAUUUUUUGUAGCCCGUGAUUCUUACUCAUAAAAAUUUUUUUGUUGCUGUCACAUUUGCACUCGAGUGUUGCGGUUUCUCACAAUUGAUGCAAAGGGUCUUUUCAUAGAUUAAUAUAUGGCUUAUUAUUUUUGUAAUCUUUUGUAUAAUGUAUCUAUAGAAACUGUUCAUAUGCCAUUUGAAUUGUGAAAAUCUUUUCAGUAGCCCUGUGUGUCUACAAAUAUUUAUCCAGAGUGUAUAUAAAAUCAUAUCGCACUUAAACUUUGGAUAAUUAAUGGCUUUUUAUAUUCACUGCAUAGUAAGUAAAGCAGCCCCACACAUAGGAAAUCAGUGUUCAAAAAUGUGUUCUAUAUUAGUGUAAUUGCACUCAGAAUUAUUUUUUAAAGUACAGCUCUGCAUUAUUGUAUCGUGUCAUAUGUUCUGACUGUACAGUACUUUAUUGUGGUAGAGCAUCUGUAAGAAAAGUAAAAAUAUUGACCAGUUUGCUUUCAGCUACAUCAUUUGAGAAAACAGGAUUCCGUGGAAGAUUUUGCUUACAUUGUGGACUAUUUACCAGAAAAUAUUUUGAAGCAAUAGCUCCGUCAUCUGUACAGGGUGUUUUGUUAAUUGAGCAAUCUGUCAGUUAACACUGGAAGAAUUCAUUUUUAUAGAUGGGUAGAUUUACUUCGUGGUGCUUCAAAUAGAUUCAUCCGUAUGUAAUUUGAAGUGUAAAAGUUCUCAGAGUAAUGCCUCGGAGUAAGAAUAUUUGUUAUUCGGUUAUUGGUAGAAUGUUAAAAUGUAAAUGUAUAUGUUGCGGAGUACAGGGGUAUUCUUUGAAUGGCAAAUAAUAACAGAAUACGGGCAGAUAAGAUGCAUAAUUCGUGUGGGAUUGAGCGUGGACUGGAGAUGUGUUAAAGUUAUCCUUGUAAAUGGCUGUAAUUUUAAAUAUGCACAUGUAAAUAAGAUAUGCAUAAUUUGUGUGGGUGUGUGUGUGUGUGUGUGUGUGUGUGUGUGUGUGUGUGUGUAGCUACUGGCUGUAAAUAUCAAAGCAGAGAGUGUACAAUAUUGAAUUCCCAUUUUUAGAAUUGUCAUAUUCUGAGUGAAUGCUUGAACUGAGAGCUGCUCUACAAAAAGUAAUUACUGGGGUCUUUUGUUAGUGUUUUCUCUGCUUCGAUGUCAGUUUUGAAUUUAUGUAAUGCAAUUGGUAACGGGUAAUGCAACAAAUUUUCAAUUAGUAUGCCUAGCUCUCAACAGUUGUUAUUAAUUAUCCCUGCAUUUCAAUUUGCAUUUUAAAAUCAACAUCAAAGUCUUCUUGUGGAGUAAAAUUGUACGUAAGGACCAUUUUCUCAUAUCUAUGUAGUCCAUACUGCACAUUUGCCCAUGCUCAUAUAUUGGUUGCAAAUAAUUCCUUUUUUCACCAGUAAGACUAUUGUUCAUUAUGACCAAUAUUACUUUUAGUCGAUCAACUAUAAGGCAGACAGUGAGGAUGUUCACAGCUCAUAUUGUCAAAUGUUUAGUAUAUGUUUGAGAGCGGUUUGUAGAUGGAGUGGUUUAAAUGCAGCUACAUUUUAUUAUUCUGAUUGUAAGGAAGGUUUCUGAAGGUAAGGCGAAUAUGUUGCCUGUUAUUUGUCUAACUAAAAAUAUGACUGCUUACGUAAAUGUGCAAGCUUUCAGAGCCAGUGGCUCCUCCUCCUGGCUGAAGAGUUGAAGGGGAAGGAACGGGGAUGUAGGAAAAGGACUGUGAAGGAUUAGGAGAGUUUGCAAAAGUUGCCCACAACCCCGAGUCAUGGGAGACUUACCAGACUGAGUGAGAAUGAAAGACUGAUUGUUGGGGACUACAUCAGAAAAGCUAUGAAAAUCAGAGAGCUUAAAGGUAAAAGAUAGGAUAAUAAGCAAGUCUUAGAUUACUGACAAAAUAUCAUGCAAGAAUUGAUAAGAGUGGAAAGCUAAGUGCAUUGUAUGUGAAACAGGUAUAAGGUAGGGAAAAAUAGACAGAUCAGAAAACAAAAUAUAUAGAAAAUGAAAAGAGAUGUAGAAAUGAAUAUUUACUGAGAAGAAAUGCUGAGGCUGGAGAAAUUGCAUAUGUUGUGUACUAGCAGUUAUGUAUACAAUGUUCAGCCUUUUAUAUUUGUGUAACUACCACUAAGUUAUCAGUUAGGGUGAAUGUACUUUGACAGAGGGUGUAUACUGGCAACACACGUCUUGUUGCAGAGCGUGCUCUACAACAUACAGUUGUGACUUCAGUGCCUGUUUGUCAACAAAUGCCAUCGGGAUUCUGCCUCCAUACACAAGUUUCUCAGAACUGGACUGCUGGUAACUGGUGUUACAUGUCUGUGGUUCUCACCGCCCACAUGCCCUUAAUUUACAUUAAUUUAUUUGGCACCAGCAUUUCUUCACUCCCUUUUAGUUUUCUAUAUCUUUCAUUUUCUGACCUGUCUAUUUUUCCUCCCACGCCCUGUCACUCCCCCCCCCCCCC